AUGGGUUGUGGAGGCACUAAAUCAGCAAAACCUGAUAGCAAAUUAAACUCUCCUUAAAUCAGGGCAAAUCAACCAAGUUAGACAUUAAAUUUAGCUCCAGCUCCAAUAAUAUAAGAGACUGAGAAAAUAGAAUCAGAUUAUAUUUUUCAUGUUCUAGAUCCUUUAGUUAGUAAUCUAGUUUGAGUAACAUUAUUAGCUUAAAGAAAUUAUAUAAAAAAAAUAGUGUCUAAGAGUAACAAUGCUUCUAGAAUAGCAAAAGUUUUUAAUUGUUAAACUCUUACUAUUUCUGAGAAGCAAGAACUAGAGAGAAUUAUAAAUCAAUUGAUGCAAAUUGUAAUACUUAUUUUCAUAUAAAAGAAACAUUUAAAUUUGAUUGGCACUUAAUCUUAUUAUUAUAAUGAUAAUCGUUUGUAUUUAAUUUAGGAAUUUUGUGAUGGUGGAAAUCUGCUCGCUUUGUUAGAUAAAUUUAGUUAAUUGUAACAAUACACAAUGAUAGAUGUGUUUUGUCAAAUUAUGGCAGGAUUACAAUAUUUACACAAUUAAGGCAUAGUCCAUGGGUAUUAUUUGAAUUUUAUAAAUUAGGAAUAUCUAAUUGGAUAGUAUAGUUUUUACUAAUAAAUUGAUGGAGAAUGUAAAGCUUAUAGAUUUUGGUAUUCCAAAUUCUAUGAAAAUUACAUGUAUGUCAUGGAAACCCAGUAAUAGUAUUUAGGAAAUAUCUUUUAAACCGCCUGAAUCUGUUAAAUUAACAACAAUUAAUGCACCUUUAACUUAGAAGGCAGAUAUAUGGUCAAGUGGAUGUUUGCUGUAUUUCUUCUUAACAUCUCAUAUGCCAUUCUAAGGUCGUGAUGUCUAGGCUAUCAAAACAGCUAUAUAAAGAGGUGUAGUUAAUUUUGAUGGUUCAGAAUGGGCUAAUAUUAAUCCAGAUAUGAAGCAAUUAGUAUCUAAAAUGCUUAGUUCUAACCCUCAAUAAAGACCUACAGCUACAGAAGUCAUCAAUCAUCCAAUAUUUUUAAAUAGAACUCGAAUUAUGACUAAACCUAAUAAAUAAUUAUCAAAACAUAUGAAAGAUUUUAAAGUAUGAAAAUUCUAAUAAAUUAGUAAUAAUCUCAAAUGCAAAUAGCUAUGUUAAAUUAUAUUGCAGAAAAUAUGAUGUCUGAAUAAGAUAAGAAAAAGUUAAUGGAUGAAUUCUAAAAGUUUGACUUAAAUAAAGAUGGAUAGUUAACUAAAGAAGAAUUGUUAAAGGUAUACAGUACAAUGUUUACUACUGAAUAAGCAGCUUAAGAAGUUGAAACUAUCUUUAAAAAAAUAGAUUAAAAUUGUAGUGGUAGAAUUGAUUAUUAAGGUAGAAGUUUUAAUUUAUAAUAAUAGAAUUUAUUAUUGCGACUAUAGAUUAAAAGAAAUAUUUUAAUAGAGAAAAGUUAUUGAUGCUCUUUUAACAAAUUGAUAGAGAUCAUAGUGGAUAGCUAAGCAAAUAGGAAGUUAAGAAACUUUUAAGGGAUAUGUAGAUACCUAAAGAAAAAUUAGAAAAUCUUUAAAAGUAAUUAGAUUAAAAUGGUGAUGGUUAAAUUACUUAAGAAGAAUUUCUAUAGAUAAUGCUUUAGUUAUCUUGA
Molecule: messenger RNA, 1610 nt
Organism: Paramecium sonneborni
Lineage: Eukaryota; Ciliophora; Oligohymenophorea; Peniculida; Parameciidae
Source: the annotation of a GenBank genome assembly